AUGUCCACGCGUCAAGAGAAGGAAAUGCGUUUAAUGAUUUCAUACAACCCGAUAAUGUCUAGACCCCGACCUCAGUGGCAGUUGCAAGCGAUUGCUGCGCAGAAACGUGACAAUGAGUUAAGAAGAGCCGAAGAGUUGAGAAAAGUGGCCACUUACUUUGAGAAGAACACUAAUAAAACGAGACAUCAUGAAAACUGGACUACCGCUGAUUACUAUGAAAAGGCUAAGAAGGAAGCCGACUUAUUAAGUGCGAAAAAAAUACGAGCAUUACAACUAGAAGAAAGACGUAAGAAAUUGGAGUUAAUGUUGUUUCAAGAGAAUUUGCAAUAUCAACAGGAAAUAAAAGCAUUAGCUGCUCAGCCUAAAUUCUUCAAGAAUGGUUCCUAUUUAAAUAAAGUCUCCACAACAACUCUUCAAGAAAUAAAUCAAGGUAUAAUAGAAAAAGAGGAACAGCUCAGAAGACAAGAAGCCGAACUAAAGCUAUACCAUGCUUGGAGGCUGCGGCAACCAGAAUUGAGGGCAGCAUCCUCAUAUAUUGCUAACGGGAAAUUAAAAUCAGCUUGGUUUCAACAAAUUGUAGAAAAAGAAAUACAAAAGAAGAAAGAUGAAGAAGAGACUCGUAAGAUUCUGCAAGAAAGAGAUGAAGCUUUACAAAAGCAAAUUAAAAUUGAAGAAGAAAGACUCAGAGAUAAGGAACUACAAAUGAAGGAUCUUAGAAAUAGUCUCGAGGGACAAAUAGCAGAAUUGAGUGAGAAAGAGACGGCUGUCAAAAAGCUUCGUAAAAUGGAAGAGCGAGAGAGAAUGAUACUCGAAGAACUACAAUUCCUAUCGAAAGAAAGAGAAAGGGAACACAUGAAGCUCAUCUCAGAAAGGGACACAAAUAUUGUUAACAUGGGUUUGCACAAAUUUAAGUUGAAGAGGAAAGUCACUGCUGUUUUAAACGAAAUUAGUUUAGAUCUUAAAAUGUUAGAGAAAAUUAAAGAUGCUGUUGUGAAGGAUUACGAAGCUGAUAAAGAGAAACAUAGGUCCUACAAACGAAUCCUGGAUUCAGCGUUAGCAGAGUUAGAGCAGCACAGAGAGCGGGAGCGACUGAGACAGAAGAACAUUGAGUCUAUGUACGAUGGUGAAGCGAGGCAACUUAACGAGAAACAGGAUAAGAUAUGGGCAAAAGAACGCGAAGCUCGCAGCACGCUAAUGAACGAAGUUGUAGCGACUUUGAAGAGGCAAGUAGAAGAGAAGAUAGAGAUGAACAUAGAACAGCAGAGAGCCAAUGUGUUGGAGCGAGAGCAGAUAUUGGAACAGAUGGACAGCUUCCACCGCGAAGUGAGAAGUAACGAGAGAGAUAAUACGUUUAAGAGCUCGUCUGUUUCGACGAUAACUGCGCUUCAGUCGCAGUUGAAUAGUCUCAAAGUUCAGAAAGAAAAGUUGGAAGAAGUGGCUCAGAAAGAAGCGGAGUUACGAGAAGCCGCCUCCAACGAGAGAAGAUUGAGGCAAGAGAUCGCUCGGGCACAAAGAGAAGGAAAUACACAAGCGUGGGCUUAA
Messenger RNA from Leptosia nina, 1542 nucleotides. The record is from the annotation of a GenBank genome assembly. NCBI's taxonomy places the organism in Eukaryota, Metazoa, Arthropoda, Insecta, Lepidoptera, Pieridae.